Gracilinanus agilis (Agile Gracile Mouse Opossum) is the source of this 2564-nucleotide messenger RNA. It is a transcript of the gene TPD52L2, whose product is annotated as TPD52 like 2. The record is from RefSeq and is a predicted model, not a curated record. Gene Ontology annotation, cellular component: cytoplasm. The transcript is spliced from 9 exons. Lineage: Eukaryota; Metazoa; Chordata; Mammalia; Didelphimorphia; Didelphidae. Bases 105 to 791 code for a protein of 228 amino acids.
CGUGCAGUGUUGGCGGCUGCAGCGGCUUUGAGUCUUCUGGACGCCGACUGGAAGAGACAGACAACGAGCUUGGCCUUGGCCCUCGUCUCGUAUACGGCCCGGAUAUGGACCCCGCCAGCCAAGAUAUCAACCUGAAUUCUCCUAACAAAGGUCUGCUAUCAGAUUCAAUGACAGAUGUACCUGUGGAUACAGGAACUACUAGGACCACCAUUCCUGAGGGUCUGACAGAGGCAGAGGAAGAAGAGCUCAGAUCUGAACUCACUAAGGUGGAAGAAGAGAUUGUGACAUUACGACAGGUUCUGGCUGCCAAAGAGAGACAUUGUGGUGAGCUGAAGAGGAAGCUAGGCCUAACUCCCUUGGAUGGACUGAAGCAGAAUCUUACAAAGAGUUGGCAUGAUGUUCAGGUCUCCAAUGCCUAUGUGAAAACAUCCGAGAAACUUGGAGAGUGGAAUGAGAAAGUGACACAGUCUGACCUUUAUAAGAAGACUCAGGAAACUCUCUCCCAGGCAGGACAGAAGACUUCAGCUGCCCUGUCCAAUGUGGGCUCUGCUAUCAGCAGGAAAUUUGGAGAUAUGAGGGCUCAUCCCUUCUCGCAUUCCUUUAGCAGCUACUCCAUUCGUCAUUCAAUAAGUAUGCCAGCUAUGAGGAACUCUGCGACUUUCAAGUCUUUUGAAGAUCGAGUUGGGACCAUAAAGUCCAAAGUCGUCGGUGGCAGAGAGAAUGACAGUGACAAUCUUCCUUCACCAACAGGAAGCAGUGAUAAACCUCUGCAGGAUCAUGCUCCUUUCUAGACAACUUCAAGAAUCCUCUCAACUCGUCAUGAGCAACUCUGCAGGAAAAAACAAAACAAUAUAAUGAUAAUUCAAACCAGGAAAUGGACAGAGUCCAGUUUUGAGAAUUCAUAUCCAUACAUACAUAGACACUUGCUGCUGGAUUUGAGUAAAAUAGAGGACAAAAGAAGUUUUAUACACAGAUAUUUUACACUAAAGUUUAUAGAUGAAAUGUAUCACUGUGCUAAUCUUUCUGGGAGGUACACUUAAAUGGGCAUAAUUUCCUCAUUGAGUAUAUAGAAAGGGUCUUUUGAGUCGAAGGUGUGAGCUCCCAUUUGGAAAACACUACAUAGCUUAGCUGAAUGUCCAAAAAGAUUUCUGUUUGAGAAUGGAAAGAAGUAUAAUUAUGGAACAAAUCCUUUGAAAAUUUUGCUUCUUUUUUCUCUUCCCUCAAAUUCUGAAAGCUCCUAUAAGUAACCUAAAAGAUUCUAACUAGCUCAACUAUUUUUUCCCAAAAAUAUGAUUGUCAGGAUAUAAAACUGUCCAUUUUCCUGAGCCCCCCAGAAAGGAGAUUCUAAUUAGCAGCUGCCUGGUUGUUACACAAAUGCUCAAGCUUUAACAAAACAAAAAUCUUUAUUUUUUAAAUGCAGUGGACUUUUCAAAAAUCAAAACAAAGCAAAGCAGCAUUAGCCUCAUGUUAGAUAAAUAUUAUCUUGGAAUUCUGAAGCCGAAAUGCAAGCCUUACAUCACCUUAUGCUUUACUCGUUUAUAAUCUUUUUAUAUAAAGAAAUUGAGAGUUCUAAAGCUGGGUUUUGAGCACUCUGUGGUUUUGCUUUUAACCCUUGUGGCAGCAUGCUUUUGCCACUUGAUGUGUUUAUCUAGCUCACUCCCUAACUUUGAGUGUAUGAAACUUGCUUCUCUAUUCUCCUCUGAAUUGCUGCAGCAGCAGCUAGCAGGUUCCUAACUUUUGCUAAUCAGUUCAAAGCCUGCUAGACAGCAGGGAAUGUCAGAACCAAAUGAGAGAUAAACCUUUAUCUUAAGCAACUUUUAAGUGACAACAGCCAGUCAACCCCUGUCCUAUUGGCUUUUCUCCUUAAGAAUUAGCCCAAAUGAUUGUACAUUAUUGGUCUAUAAAUCUGAAUUUGCCAUUGUUUACAGCAGAUAUAAAUUCAGAAAAUAGAUUUAAUGAGAAGCAGGACUAGACUCUCCCAAGACAGGCUGGAGGUGGAUGGAAAGAGUUGAUAUGGAUUAGCAGGAGUCUGACUUGGGAUUUUGUCAACUUCCUAAUAUCCAACUUUCUCAGGAGCUCUGAGACUUUUUUCUUUUCUGUUUUCAAAAUUAUGCCAUUUGGCAUUAUUUCUCAAGGCAAUUGCCCUGCCUAAUGUGACGCAUCAUUUUGAGGGUGAAGUUUUGUGCCUUAUUGGCUCUCAGCAGUGGGAUUAAAGUCUGUUUGCUUGUAUACAUAUCAAUAAAAUCUCGCUGGCUGAAGAAAUGUUCCCUCCAGACCAAGGUGAUCCUGUUUUGUUCAGCCUUAAUGCUCUCUAGAGAAGCAAGUUCUAAUACACUAGUAUCUGUUUAUUAAUCCUGGGGGCUGCAUUCCAUGCAAUGUUAGAAGGCAGAUGCAGUAGGAAACAUACUUUGUAGUUCUUUUUAUCAAGUUUUAUUAUUUGUGGCUGAAUUUGUUGGGGAACAAUAAGGAAAAGGAAGAUGCAGGGAUGGGAAAUCUUUCUUCUCCUUAAACUGGAUAUUGGGUAUUUGUCAAUAAAUUAUUCCUUUCGGGAUAAAAAAACUAAA